CAAGGUGUUACCAUUUUAACUUCCGGGCUCCUCCAAUUUUCUUAUCUUCCUUCUACAGUUUGAGUAACAAAAACUUAUUGAGAGACCUUCUUGAGAAAAUCAAUGGUGGAAGUUUUGGCGAUGUGGAUGCAGUUGUACUGAUCGGGAUUGGCCUCUCCCCAUCCAUCGAGCAGCACCAUGCCCAAAAUCUUCCCUUUCAGGAUCUUUAGGUGGUCCGACAGUUUCCAUGAGAACCCUCACCUCUCAUCUCUUUCUCUGUUGUUUCUUCUGAAAUGAAUGAAUCUAAAUCAAAUCUAAAAAAUAAAAAAAUCAGACCGAGAUACAAUAUUAUGAAGGUUAAAGGGUGUAUGUAUAGAACAAGAUUUGACUCCGUGAGAGAAGGUUAAGCAAGAAAACUAGAUGCUUCACCCACCCAACCCCAUUUUUUCUUCAGAUUUCAAAAUUAGGGUUAGGGUUUAAUACAGAAGGAGCAGAGAAUGGAUGUCACAUCUCUGCUUUGUGCUCUUCAAUCUUCUUCACUGUGAGUUGUAGACAUUAGUGGGUUGUGAAUCUUUGAGAGAGAGAGAGAGAGGGAGAGAGAGAUGGGGGUGAAGGCAUGGUUGUCAGGAAUGGUGCCAAUUGCAGCUAUGGUGAUGGUGGAGUGCCUUGACGUCGGGUUGACCACACUCAGCAAAGCAGCUAUGUCCAGAGGAAUGGAUCGCUUUGUCUUUGUUGUCUACUCCAAUGCUUUUGCCUCCCUCAUCCUCUUCUCUAUAUCCUUCAUCUUCCUCAGAACAAAGAGACCUCCUCUAAGUUUCUCUCUCCUCUGCAAAUUCUUCCUCCUCAGCCUGGCUGGGAUUACUGUGAUGCAGAACUGUGUAUUCACAGGCGUAAGCUACGGUUCACCAACGCUUGGCUCUGCUAUGAGCAACUUGAUCCCUGCUUUCACUUUCUUGCUUGCUGUUGCUUUCAGAUUGGAGAACUUGGAUUUGAGAAGCUCAAGAAGCCUGAUAAAAAUCCUGGGCACCCUGGUGUCAAUCUCGGGAGCACUGAUCGUAACCCUUUACAAGGGUCCUCCCAUUGGUGCCGGAUUGAUUAAAUCCCCAUCAAUCUCCUCCAACGACCAUCUUCAGAAAACUGCAAACAAUUGGGUUAUUGGAGGCCUUUUCUUUGCUAUGGCUGGUCUUUCAAUUUCAGUAUGGAACAUUUUCCAGGCACCAAUUCUGAGAAGGUACCCAUCAGAGAUUACCAUAGUUUCCUUUUUCACAUUGUUUGGGGCAAUUCAAUGUGCGGCAGUUGCUUUGAUUGCAGUGAAAGACUCGAAUGCUUGGAAACUAAGGCCCGAUUUUGAACUCAUCACUAUAAUCUACUCCGCUGUUUUUGGAGGUGUAGUGUCAUUUUGUGUACAAACAUGGUGCAUAAAGAGGAAAGGGCCUGUUUUUGUGGCAAUAUUCAAGCCCUUGGGCAUCGGAAUUGCUGCCAUAAUGGGUGUCAUCUUUCUUGGCGACACUCUCUACAUUGGAAGUGUUAUAGGAGCAAUUAUAAUCGUCACAGGUUUUUAUGGAGUGAUGUGGGCGCAAACCAAAGAAGGCGAAAAGGGUGAAGCCCAAGAAGUUGAUGGGCUGCCGUCAACCUCAGAUAAGGCCCCUCUGCUGCAGAGCCGCAGAGAUGAACAAAAGUGGUCGGAUUAACUCUGGAUGCAACCAAUAAUAAACCAUCCAUGUACACAAAAUCAUGUUUAUUCUAUUCAUAAUAUGUUCCUGAUUGUCAUUGAAGCUCUGUAAGUGCCCUCUAGAACCCAAAUUUUUUAAUAUAACCAAGUUUCUUUACCCUUUGAAUGGUCA
Molecule: messenger RNA, 1823 nt
Organism: Vitis riparia (riverbank grape)
Lineage: Eukaryota; Viridiplantae; Streptophyta; Magnoliopsida; Vitales; Vitaceae
Product: WAT1-related protein At3g28050-like
Exons: 7
Coding region: 582-1670 (362 amino acids)
Cellular component (GO): plasma membrane
Molecular function (GO): transmembrane transporter activity
Source: RefSeq, a predicted model, not a curated record